Nothobranchius furzeri (turquoise killifish) is the source of this 2374-nucleotide messenger RNA. It is a transcript of the gene zdhhc24, whose product is annotated as zinc finger DHHC-type containing 24. Gene Ontology annotation, molecular function: palmitoyltransferase activity. Lineage: Eukaryota; Metazoa; Chordata; Actinopteri; Cyprinodontiformes; Nothobranchiidae. The record is from RefSeq and is a predicted model, not a curated record.
UUAAAAAAAGAAACAUUAUCUUUAUGAACUUCAUAAAUAAAUAGUUUUUUUUUUACAUGUGAAAUCAGAAGGAUCUUCGUAAUUAUUUCAACAACAGAACUAAACUGCGUUGUUACACUCCGGUCGUGUUAUGGUGUAACACACAAAUCGCGGACGUGAUUUCAGCGAUUCACUUGUAGAGUUCAUAGAUGAUAAAUGAUUAACUUCUUUCCCGUUUAAAAAUAGAGUUCGUUUUGUUUAAUCUUGCCAGCUAGGACAUUUCCCCAAGAGGAUAUGAUCGUUUACUGACGUCAUACAGUUUUCUGUUAUAAACUCGCGCGUGAAGCUAACUGAGGGUAGUUAGCUAGCUGUCAACUGUGCGUCUGUAAAUUAAUUCCUUCACACUUUUAACCACUUUUACUUCACGGAGAGUUGGCCGAGGUGACAACAUGACGAGCUUUGCCAGCACCGUGUUCUGCAGAACUCAAAGGGUUUGUCAACACCUGCCAGUGUUUCUUAACACCUUCCUGGUUUUCUCCAUUACUGGCGAGGUGAGUUACCUGGUGCUGGUCGAGGCUCCCCUGGAGGCGGAGCCGAAGAAAAAGGAGUGGACUGCCUGUUGGAAGGUGGUCCACUUGCUGGCCCAGUACUUCAUGCUGGGGAACAUCUGCUGGAACGCCCUCCUCUUCCUGAAAACGAACCCCAGCAUUAAAGGGGUGUUCUUGGGAGGAGAUGGCUUGGGACAGGGGUGGAGGUACUGUUACACGUGUGAGACACACACUCCCCCUCGCUGCUCCCACUGCUACGACUGCAAGGUGUGUGUGCUUCGCAGGGACCACCACUGCGUCUUUUUUGGCCAGUGUGUCGGCUUCCACAAUUACCGCUACUUCCUGAGUUGCUUGCUGUUCAUGUGGUCGGGUCUCCUCUACGCCGUGGUGAUGAACGCAGAGGUCUUCAUCGUCAUCCUGAAAGAGGGCGUGACGUUGCACAGCGUCCUGCUGCUGCUCAUACCCUGGAUCAUGCUUGUUUCAGGCAAGGUGUCAGCCCGCGCCUUUGCCUUCGCCUUCAUCGCUGACACGUGUGUGGUGGGUCUCCUGCUAGUGUCUGCAUUCUUCUUCUUCCAUCUAUUCCUGAUGUUUCGCGGUCAGACCACCAGAGAGUGGUACUCAUCUCGCCGUCCCUACAGCCUGGGGCUCCUUGGUAAUCUGCGUCACAUGCUGGGAGUUCGCUGGUACCUUUGCUGGCUCUCCCCACUCAUCCCAUCCCCACUGCCUGGAGAUGGGAUAAACUUCCAGGUCACAGGAUCACUGGAGCCAUCCCAGUGACAGCUGGAAGUCUGAGCAGGUGGCACGCCUUUACCUUAGUGGGGCUGGUUAAUGUUGGGAGCUGCAGCAGCAGGGAAAAGAACCUUGGCAGCUUUGGGUGGGAUGGUGCUUAAACAUCGUGGGGUUGUUUUGGAUCUCACUGGUUGCGAUGAUACACCAGUAUGUAGCCUUGUGCUGUGCUGAGACCUGCUGGAUCUGUGCUCUGAAUGUGGCUGGCCUCAGGGUAUUACACAGUAAUGAGUGGCAUUCCAAAGGUAGCACUGAAAAACACUGAAAUAAAAAUGUAUAAUUUAAGAAGCACUUGCAGGCUGACAGUGGCUCCUGGUGGUGAUGUUAAAUCUACUAAUUCAGGGAUUUCCUAGAACAUUAAGAUGCCUUGUGGGUUUUUACUGAAUUCUGUGUCAGGAUAAACAAUGAGAGGGUCGCACAGCAUCGUGCAAGACAAUCAUUCAAGACCCUCUCAGAACUAGUGUAUCACUUAACUUGUGUUUCUCUUUACACACUUAGGUGAUGUAAUGCCAUCUGGUUAAACACAGUAUGUAAACCUGAGUUUUGAAGUCUUGUUUUGUUGCUGUUCCAGUCAGUCUGGGAAGCCAUGCUGGUGUUUUAUUGUUAUUCAUACAGAUCAGUUGAAAAAUACUCAAUGCAUUUGUUACAUGUGUGUCGCCCGUCUCAGUUCAGUAUGUAACAUGCACUAAUGUCUUACCUCACCUUGUUAUGGCCACCAGCCAUAACACACCUGAUGCCAUGGUCUUUCAGUUCUUCGCUGGAGUUAUUUUCUUGUGCACUUUUCACUAUCUGAAUUAUUGCCUUGAAACAAGAUUAACGUCUUUGUUUUGGGAGGUUUUUUUUUUCCUUCUUGUUGCUAAAAAUGAUAUUAAAGCCAAAAUUUGUGUUUGUUUUGUUAAUUGUUUUGAUGCAAAUUUUUGUAAUGUUGGGUUUUACUGGGUUAAAGUGCAUUAUUGAACAGUUUGAAGAGCGAUAUUAUACAUACUUUGCUGUGACUGUUGCAUUCUUUAAACUUGUGUUGUAAGAGGUGUUUUGUUAAUUAAAUUUUUUGUCUACCUGCA